AUGGAGAGUACAAACCGCCCUGCUGACCCAUUGGCGAAGGGUAUCCUGCCCUCCGCGAAGCAGGGUCUCAAGGAUCUGUUCGUCUGGGACCAGCGCAUCGUCGUGCGAAAUGACUAUGGAGAAGAGCACUGCGAGUGGAAGAGACCUGAGCCUUUGGCGAACCCCUUCACACUUCUUGGACAGUUGAGCUGGAAGGACUGGCUGUACUUCAUCGUCGGUUUCCUCGCCUGGACAGCCGAUGCUUUCGACUUCCAUGCCCUCUCGAUCCAGACUACCAAGCUUGCAGAUUGGUAUGACACUACAAACACGGCCAUCACAACUGCAAUCACCUUGACGCUACUUCUACGCUCUGUUGGUGCCGCCUUCUUUGGUGCUUUGGGAGACAAGUUUGGCCGGAAAUGGCCAAUGGUUGCCAACAUGAUCAUUCUUGGUCUCCUCCAAGUGGCCACCAUCUACUCUGGCACUUUCCAACAGUUCCUGGCUGUACGAAGUCUCUUUGGACUAUUCAUGGGUGGUGUGUAUGGAAACGCUAUCUCCAUGGCCCUUGAGAACUGCCCCACCAACGCCCGUGGUCUCAUGUCUGGAAUCCUCCAGCAAGGAUACUCUUUUGGCUACGUCCUUGCAGCCUGCGCCAACCUAGGCGUCGGCGGUGCCACAAACACCUGGAAGACCGUCUUCUGGGUCGGCGCCGGCUUCUCCAUCGCCGUUGGCCUCGCCCGCAUUUGUUUCCCGGAGUCCAAAAUCUUUAUCGAAGCCAAGAAGGCAGGCCAUAGGAAAGCCCCCGGUGCCUUCUGGAUCGAGACCAAGGCCAUGCUGAAGAAAGAGUGGAGGAUGUGCGUUUACUGUAUCAUUCUGAUGACCUGGUUCAACUACUACUCGCACACGAGCCAGGACAGCUACACGACCUUUAUGAAGGAGAGUAAGCACCUCAGCUCCGCUGGCGCAACACGUGCAUCGAUCUUGAUGAAGACGGGUGCAUGCGUUGGUGGUACGAUUCUGGGUUACACGUCGCAGUGGUUUGGACGCAGACGCACGAUUGUCUGCGCUGCCUUGAUCUCCGGCUGCCUCAUCCCAGCAUGGAUCCUUCCCACCACUGAACGCGGUCUCUCCGCCUCGGGCUUCAUGAUCCAAUUCUUCGUCCAGGGUGCCUGGGGUGUCAUUCCCAUCCAUCUCUCUGAGCUGUCACCACCUGCUUUCCGCUCCUCAUUUGUUGGUAUCACAUACCAGCUGGGCAACAUGAUUUCCUCGCCCUCCGCGCAAAUUGUCAACGCUGUGGCUGAAGCUACCUUGAUCACUACAUCCAAGGGUGAACUCUCCCCCGCAUAUGGUCCUGUCAUGGGUGUUGCGACUGCGAUUAUCGUCGUGGGCAUCGCAGUCACGACAGCGCUGGGUCCGGAGAAGAAGGCUCGUCAUUUUGAGGAGGAGGCGCCGAUUGGGGCUGCGACUGCGGUCAAGGAUAUUGAGACGGGGAGCAUUCAUAGCGAGAAGGAUGGCGCAAAGGCGAUUGAGGUUGCUGAGUCGCAUAAGAGUGAAAAGCUAUAG
Plenodomus lingam JN3 is the source of this 1542-nucleotide messenger RNA. RefSeq lists its product as uncharacterized. NCBI's taxonomy places the organism in Eukaryota, Fungi, Ascomycota, Dothideomycetes, Pleosporales, Leptosphaeriaceae. Gene Ontology annotation, biological process: transmembrane transport. Gene Ontology annotation, cellular component: membrane. The record is from RefSeq and is a predicted model, not a curated record. Gene Ontology annotation, molecular function: transmembrane transporter activity.